Molecule: messenger RNA, 2847 nt
Organism: Scophthalmus maximus (turbot)
Lineage: Eukaryota; Metazoa; Chordata; Actinopteri; Pleuronectiformes; Scophthalmidae
Gene: crppa
Product: CDP-L-ribitol pyrophosphorylase A
Exons: 8
Coding region: 187-1359 (390 amino acids)
Biological process (GO): protein O-linked glycosylation via mannose; isoprenoid biosynthetic process
Cellular component (GO): cytosol
Molecular function (GO): D-ribitol-5-phosphate cytidylyltransferase activity
Source: RefSeq, a predicted model, not a curated record
AUUCUGAAAGUAUUCACCGGAACGGCGCUGAAGUCUUUUAUCUUGACAGAAGUGUUUCCCAAAUCUCCAUCCACAUUGCCGUGAUAAUUCCACCCCGCCCACUACCUGGGGAUGGACAGCUUUGGGAAAGACCUACCUUGACCGCACUUCCACCACCUCCCCUGCACACUGAUGGACUGAAAUCUUAUGGAAAUGGAGGGAGAUGCCUGUGAUCCGGACAGGCCCGCUCAUCCUGGGACUUUCCCAGCCGGGGAGUGCGGGCGGACUGACCAGCAGCCCCCGGAGCGCCGCGUAGACUUCCCGGUGUCAGUGGUUCUUCCUGCCGGCGGCACGGGGGAGAGAACCGGACUCCAAACGCCAAAGCAGUUCUGCUUGUUCAUGGGAAGGCCACUCAUUAGCUACACUAUCCAGGCUGUCGAGAGGGUUUUAUGGAUCCAAAACAUUGUGGUUGUUGUUGCCAAAGAACACAUGGACCUGAUGACAGAUAUCAUCCAGCAAUUCCGGCACAGGAAGGUUCGAGCAGUGCCAGGCGGCUCGACGCGACACAGGUCGAUUUGCAACGGAGUCCUGGCUCUGGGUGAGCAGGAGGAAGAGAAGGAGAGGUUACUGUCAGCAGACAGGCCGAAGGUGGUCAUCAUCCAUGAUGCUGUGCGACCUUUCGUGGAGGAGGACUUUCUGUACAAGAUAGCCAUGGCUGCUAAGGAACAAGGGGCAGCCGGAGCCAUCCGGCCUCUUGUUUCCACGGUGAUAGCCACCACAUCAGAGGGCUACCUGGAUCAUUCUCUGGAGCGAGCCAAAUACAGAGCCAGCGAGAUGCCUCAGGGAUUCACAUACGAUGUCAUCUAUCAAGCCUAUCAGAGGUGCACCGAGUCAGACUUUGAGGUUGGCACAGAGUGUCUCCAUCUGGCUCUGCAGUACUGUGGCACAAACGCCAAGCUCAUCGAGGGUCCGCCAACACUGUGGAAGGUAACCUACAAACGGGACUUGGCUGCUGCAGAGUCCAUUAUCAAAGUUAAGGGGUGUUGUUCGGCCCGACGCAAAGCGGAGCCGUGUGCUUUGAGCUCUCAGACUCUUUCUCGGUCGGCCUGUGUCAUCACAGGAGGAUCAGAACAAGCUGUGCCGUUGGCUGAUGCCAUCCAGAAGGCUGCUGGAGCUCUGGACAUGUGUGAGCUCCACUUGGGUCGCCUGGCGGUGAGACCCGCCAUCUGUGGUCAGGCCUCUAAUCGGGCCUGUCUGGGACAUCCACACUGCAACUUUCCUCCGACCUCUACCUCUCACUCCACGUCAUCCAGGAGAGCAAAUGGCAGUUAUAUUUCCUGUAUUGUGGAGAGUUUGCUUGAUGAAUGGAGUGUUCAGUGAAGAGCUGUUGUCUUCUCCUUCUCAUCUUUCUGCAACCUCGACUCAGUCAGACUUGACAGGUUCUCACUUUCCUCCACGGUUCAUAUCCCUCCAUUUAACUGAAUCUUUUCCUGGACACAUCAAAUUCCCAUGUUGUCCUCGGCGUUACAAACAUCUCCCAUUUAAUUUGUAAAAUUGUUCCUAAUAGGUGAUGGAAAACAGUAACCAUAUGCACAACCAUGAAGAGCAACAGUCUGAGAUAUUAAAUCUGACGGCACAGACCACAUAGAGGUUCCACAUGUGACAUGAUCUAUCUCGCCUGAGCAAACCACACAACAUUAAUUCAAAUUACUUUUAAUCUUCCUUUAAAAAGAUGAAUGAAGAAAGGAUGUCAGUAAGAUGAACUUUGUCAGUCAGCUUGCUGGUUAAUCAAAGCAUCUGGACAAUCUUUUGUGCAAAGACAUGUUUAGAGGAAUAAAGUGAUGAUCACCGCAAUAAUACACCUAUAAUACCUUUUCUUGACAGUUCCCAUAUACAUUGCUAAUUUCUUAAAACUGUGUAGAUUACUGCAAACAGGAAUAAAGGUGCUUUUUCAUGAGGAUGAUUUGGGACCUACAUUUUUUAAAUGGUAGCUCUUCUUUGGCGAUAUUAUAAGCAGUGUUACAUUUAUUAUCGUGUCCGACUUGAAGCAGCAAGCAGUAGAAUGGACAAAUGUUUUGUUUCUUGGACUGUACACAGUACAUUAUUGACCCCUGAACAGCACUAUUUUGAACAGAUAAUUAAUAUAAAGUACAUGAUGUCGUUUGUUGAGUAAUGGGACCAACAUAAAGCCAUCAAAGGAAAAAAGUAACACAACUCAAUGUACACAGACAGACUGUUACCUAAAGCCCUUGGACUCUAGUGUUGUAAAGGGGUGACGAGGUGUCACUCAUUCACCCUCUUUCACUUUUCACGCAUUAUCGCCUUGCAAAACAUUUUUUACACUUGAGGCAACGAGUGUUGUCACCAUAGUUUUAUAUAGUACAGACCCAGUACCAGACUUUAGACCGGUUCAUUCUCUGCGCCAUCGCCACACUGAUCAGGUCUACAUAUGUGACGGGCAGUGGGAGCUGGUGCCAGUGCUGCUAAGCAGCGCCGACGUUAGCAGCAACGGUAAUGUCGAGCUUGUCGAUACGAUGGUCUUUCACAAUUUAGCCCGGAGCCCGUUUAAUACCGGAUUUCGGUGGGAAAUCAAACAAAGUUACACACACAGACAGACCAGCAUAUGUGACCAAAAAUCGCCUGUGUUCAGCUAAUAAUUUUUUGUUUAAAAAAAUAAUACAUUACAGAAAAUACUUGAGGCUUGUCGGCAAAAAAACAUGAUUGCAAGCACUUUGUUUCCAGAUUCAAUAGAUUCCAGUGGCAAGAGCAAAUAAACAGGUUAAAAAAUGUCCAUUGAAAUUUCCCAAAUUACUCUCGUAGCAUAAUUCAUGUCUCUGCUGUUGAUCCGCUCAAUAAAUAUGUUCAUUA